AGACGACUAAAUGUGAAAUGACAUAAAUGUAUAUUGAAGACUAAGUAAGCGAAAGAAAGGUUUAAUGGCUGGCGCGGCCGGCAGAGUGUAGCUUUAGAAUCCUAGUCUCUGCUGGCUUUGUGCGUCUUUAAUAAAAGCGACGCGGUUCCAAGAUCAAAUCAGUCACCGCCCUCGUCAAAACCUCUCCUUCUAAGCAAUCAUAUUAAAUAUCUAUAUAUAUUACCCCUUUCUCAAUUAUUCUUUGUCUUCAACAGUUCAACCUCUCUUACUUUUUCUCUUCAUCGUUUCAUUUUCUUUCUUCCUUUCAAACAUGAGUUCUUACGAUAAAAACCAAGCUUCAGCGCCACAGCCGCCACCCUCAACAGGCCUGUACGUGGCACCUCCACCAGCUGGUUAUCCAACGAUGGAUAACUCUGUGAAUCAGAAUCAAGCUCCUGUUGAGACAAAAUCGAGAGGUGAUGGGUUCUGGAAGGGAUGUUGUGCUGCGUUGUGUUGCUGCUGUGUCCUGGAUGCUUGCUUUUGAUGGUCGUCAAGAUUUUUACUGUGUUUCUGCCAAUUGAAUUUUGUAUAAAAUUAUUACGAAGGAUGAGGAUAAGGAUGAGGAUAAGAAGCACUAUGGUUUUCUCUUUGUGCUUCUUGUUUCAGGCUCAUCUAGACUUGGUCUUUUAAUUAUUCUUUUCCUUCCUUUGGUGGUUGCGCUUGAGUCAACUUUGAUUGUAUUUGUAUUUUGUAUUUGCACGAUUCUUGUUCUAAUAAAGCUAUUCUUAUUCGCGGA
Mangifera indica (mango) is the source of this 775-nucleotide messenger RNA. RefSeq names its product cysteine-rich and transmembrane domain-containing protein WIH1-like. The record is from RefSeq and is a predicted model, not a curated record. Gene Ontology annotation, cellular component: plasma membrane. The coding region runs from base 311 to 523 and encodes 70 amino acids. Lineage: Eukaryota; Viridiplantae; Streptophyta; Magnoliopsida; Sapindales; Anacardiaceae. The transcript is spliced from 3 exons.